Molecule: messenger RNA, 1219 nt
Organism: Cladocopium goreaui
Lineage: Eukaryota; Dinophyceae; Suessiales; Symbiodiniaceae
Source: the annotation of a GenBank genome assembly
AUGGACCAGGAGAGCGAUGAAGAGCCGGAAACAGCGCUGGAAGCCUUACGAAGAUGGACGCUGGAGCAUGGUACUGCGCUGAAGGGCCUCCAGGCUCCGGCAUGCAACUUUGAGGAUGAUGAGGACCGGAUCCAUCCAUUGGCCUUGGAGUUUGAGCGCAUCAGCGAUGAGGAGGCGACAGAUGCCACCCGGAUGGAUGACAUGACAUCCAUGGAAGCUCUCGCCAGCCCUGGGCUGCACAUGGCCACAUCAUCGGAGGUGGACAUGGCGUACCAGAGAGCCAAGAAGGAGUUUGAAGCGACGCCACAUGUCCUGGAGGCCGUGGAUUUGGAUGGCUGGACACUGGAGACGUCCCAGUUGCAGCUGGUGGAAGAGACGGAGGAAGACAUCAAAGAGUUGAAGAUCUUGCUCAGUUGCUGUCAACAUGAGAAGAAUCGACAACGCUUGCGUCAAGCCAUCAGCGAGUUUCAGGUGCAGCUGCGUAGUCGCCGGACCUGGGGUUGGUUCCCCUUGGAGCGCUUCCAAUGGUCGGGCUUCGAAUAUGAAAAGCCGCUGAUCACGCUGGACUUCCACGUGCCAGGUGUGGGUUCCUUACCACCAGAAGACGUGCACUGCGACUUCGGGGUGGAUUGGUUUGACCUGAAGGUCUGGAAUGUGGAGUGGCCCCAGGAUCCAGGUGUGAAGUAUCAUCACCGCGUGAAGAAGACUCGUCUCAUGCGAGACAUCGUCCCUUGCGACUGCUCAGUGGAAGCACAAGGUGAUCAUCUCUACGUAAAGCUGCAGAAAAUCAAGGAUCCUCGGCAUGGUUAUUGUGCUUGGUCGGAUCUUUCUGCCGGUAGGGGCAGGAAACCCUUCAAGUACCAAGAAGAUGCACAGGAUGGCGGCUUGAUGGAUUUCUUGGAAGGUGAAUAUGAGAAGUACGAGGGCUACGAUGGCUUCCGCCGGGAUGUGGGUCAAGCUAUGGAACAGGUGCAUCGACACCAGCCAGUUCGUGGUUUUGACUGAGGGCAUCGGUGACUGGUAGGCACAAAACCGGGGAAGUGUGCGUCGCUGUGGAUGUCGAAAGUGAUUUGUCCAUGAAAGAUGCAGAAGGCAAAGAACUAGCAAGCUUAUGCAAGAUUCCCAUUGCAUGUUCCAAAUGAUUGCUGUAUACAAUGAUAUUGAGAUUGAGAUCAGUUUAGUCAACUUGCUAUCAAAUUUUCCCUUGCUGUCAUGAUUU